Closterium sp. Naga37s-1 is the source of this 852-nucleotide messenger RNA. The record is from the annotation of a GenBank genome assembly. Lineage: Eukaryota; Viridiplantae; Streptophyta; Zygnematophyceae; Desmidiales; Closteriaceae.
AUGGCGAUCUCAAGAACUCUUGCCCUUGCCUGCGCGCUCCCGCUCCUCGCUCUCCUCGUGACUUCACACUUCGUCAAUGUCUCUGCUGACAUUUCUCUCGUGGGAUUCUCCUCCUCUGACGUCGUUAGCUAUGCAGGCGAUUUAACCGACUCAGGUGCGUCUGUGUCGUCGUUAGCAUCGUCGACGCGGCGCGUGUUGGACGACGACGACGACGAGGACAAGGCGAAGAAGGAGGCGAAGAAGAAGAAGAAGGAGGAGGAGAAGGCCAAGAAGGAAGCGGAGAAGGCGGCCAAGAAAGCUAAGAGCUCCAAGUCGCCCCCUGCUUCCCCCGAGCCCACGCCAUCCCCGCCGCCCCCGCCCUCCCCGUCCCCCGACACCACCACCACCAAGUCCCCCAAGACCCCCAAGUCCCCCAAGUCCCCCAAGACCCCAAAGACGCCUGUCGGCGCUUCUCCCCCCGCUUCGCCAGCCCCCAAGUCCGGAAAGUCCCCUAAGACGCCCCAGGUCCCCCCGGUGGGCGCGAAGGUGCCGCCGAAGAAGGUGAGCGCGGCGGACACGGCCGUGAAGGCGGACCUGGCGGCGGCGGCGAAGUUGGUGGACGAGGCGAACGCCGUGUUGACCGUGAAGACCUACAAGAAGAGCUUGACCUACACGGCGCAGGCGCUGCGCAAUGCGGGCAUUCUGAUCGACCAGGGGCAGCGCACGCUGGUACCGGGGCAGAUCACCAACGCCAUCUCCACCAUCAAAGGGGUCUCCGUUAUGCUCAAACCCGCUACCGAUAAGGCCACGCUCGGCCUGCUCAAGUCUGCGCAAACCAAGGCGGAAUCCGCCCAGGCCGCCUUCAAGCCCUAA